AUGUCGGCGCUAGGGCAAAAGGAGGGCAGCAGCCGGAGUCUGCCGAAUCCAACUCCUGGCUUGAGUUAUUGGCAACGCACGACUCGGGCAUUCCCUCAUCUAUAUGCGAACAAAAAUGUGAAAACACCUUCCGAGUCCAAGUAUAUUGUCGUCGGCUCUGGUAUAUCUGGCAGUUUGACGGCUUUCGAGCUAAUCGAAGGAGGAGUCAAGGGGGAGGAUAUUGUCAUUCUCGAGGCACGCGAAGCAGCUAGCGGAGCAAGCUCACGAAAUGCCGGACAUGUGCGACCAGAUGCAUUCCGAGGCUUUAGUGCAUACUCCAAAGUUCACGGCGCGGAACAGGCCUUGAAGAUCAUUCAAGAUGAGCGACUGGUCCUACAGAAAGUGGAUGAGUUUGUCACCAAACAUAAGGUGCCCUGCGAUUUUCACCUCACAACAACAUUUGAUGUUUGCAUGACCCCAGAGUUUGCCGCCUAUGAGAAGGAGAGUCUAGAGUCCUUCAGAAAGGCAGGAGGGGACAGUUCGCAUAUCAAAUUCUACGAAGCAGAAGAAGCGCAGCAAAAGACCAGAGUCCCUGGAGCAGUUGCUGCAUAUGAAUGGCCAGCUGGAUCGAGCCACCCAGCAAAGCUUGCCCAAUUCCUCCUUCAAACCGUGAUCUCCAAGGGAGCAAAACUGUUCACCUUUUGUCCUGCUACUGAAAUUCAAGCCAGCUCAACUUCCGGAAUGUGGGAUAUACACACUCCGCGGGGAGUGAUCACAGCCGAGAAAGUCAUUCACUGCACGAAUGCCCACGCUGCCCUUUUACUUCCGCACUUGGAUCCCUACAUGCGGCCGAAUCGAGCUCAGGCCCAUUCUAUAAUCCCAGUUCCAGCAUUCUCGGGAGACAAGGCAUUGCAGAGCACUUUCUCACUUCGCUACAGCCUUUUCCAUUUCUACUCCCUCAUCCAGCGGCAAGCAGACGGCACAUUGGUGCUUGGGGUAUCGCGAUCAAACCCAACAUUAAGUGCCGAGACUAUUGCCAGUCGUUUGAGCACUGAUGAUACUCGGUACAGCGAGGAGAUUGUUCAAGACGCUUUACGUAGCUUUGGUCAACUGUUCCCUGCCCAUACGUCUGAGAAUUUUAUGCAUGGCGAAGGCUUGGAUCAUGCCUGGACGGGGAUUAUUGCCAUGACUACGGAUUCAGUUCCGUUUGUUGGCGCGAUUGAAUCCUUGCCAGGACAAUAUAUCUGCGCUGGCUUCAACGGCCACGGUAUGGCAAGGAUAUUCACCUGUGCCCCGGGAGUGGCUAAGCUUGUUCUUGGAAAAACCUGGAGUGAUACUGGAUUGCCCGAGUGUUUUCAAUUCAGCGAACAGCGACUCUCCAGGCUUUCGGACGGAGAUUUGCCCUCCAUUUGGUAG
Penicillium nucicola is the source of this 1395-nucleotide messenger RNA. Its product is annotated as NAD(P)/FAD-dependent oxidoreductase. The record is from RefSeq and is a predicted model, not a curated record. Gene Ontology annotation, molecular function: oxidoreductase activity. Lineage: Eukaryota; Fungi; Ascomycota; Eurotiomycetes; Eurotiales; Aspergillaceae. The coding region runs from base 1 to 1395 and encodes 464 amino acids. The transcript has 3 exons. Gene Ontology annotation, cellular component: cytoplasm.